Messenger RNA from Microthlaspi erraticum, 720 nucleotides. NCBI's taxonomy places the organism in Eukaryota, Viridiplantae, Streptophyta, Magnoliopsida, Brassicales, Brassicaceae. The record is from the annotation of a GenBank genome assembly.
AUGGAGCUCCGUAAACGGAAUGCCCGAGCUCCGUUGUCCAUCUUCGUCGCCAUUCCGUUAUUCCUCCUUCAGCUUGGGGCCAUCACGGCCCAAAUUAAUCACGGCGAGUAUUCCACUUCCACACAACCCUCCGUGAACUCUCCAUCAACGGCGGCGAGUACUCGAUUGUUAACCGAAAAACAACUCACGUUGGGGUUCAGAUGGGGGAGAAGAUGGCGUCGUAACAAAGUAAACAGAGCGAGCAGAGAAUUUCUAUUCGCACACAACAUCGUUCGAGCGCGCGUGGGAGAGCCGCCGUUGGAAUGGGACGGGAGGCUAGCGGCGUACGCGCGCAUGUGGGCGAAACAGCGCGUGGGAGAUUGUAGGCUUGUUCACUCUAACGGUCCUUUCGGAGAAAACAUAUUUUGGGCCGCACAGAAUAACUGGAAGCCCAGAGACGUUGUUAAAGUAUGGGCCGAUGAGGAUAAGUUCUAUAACGGGCGAUCUAACUCGUGCGAGCCUGGGCAAAUGUGUGGACAUUACACGCAGAUCGUGUGGAGAGAUAGCACGAAAGUUGGGUGCGCAAGUGUGGAUUGCUCAAACGGCGGCGUUUAUGCGAUUUGUGUUUAUAACCCACCGGGAAAUUACGAUGGUGAAAACCCCUUUGGAAGUUAUGACGUCCAGGUCCAGCUUGGUCUUUUACGGGAAGAUCCACCGGCGGCGGUCGUUAAUCCGUUUUAA